Messenger RNA from Durio zibethinus, 3653 nucleotides. RefSeq names its product Early-responsive to dehydration stress protein (ERD4). The record is from RefSeq and is a predicted model, not a curated record. Gene Ontology annotation, cellular component: plasma membrane. Lineage: Eukaryota; Viridiplantae; Streptophyta; Magnoliopsida; Malvales; Malvaceae. Gene Ontology annotation, molecular function: calcium-activated cation channel activity.
AGAAGCCACUGCAACAAGCAAGCUCGCAUUAAGUGUAGUUUCUGGCUUUAGAUCUUGCCUUUGCAACCAAACAGUCCAAACUUUAACAAGAAAAAGUUUUGAGUUUGUAUAAGCCAUCUUUUUGAAGGGUUUGAACUUGCUUUGAAGAAAUGCUUGUGUCUGCUUUACUCACAUCUUUGGGAAUAAAUUCUGGCCUUUGUGUAUUAUUCUUCACAUUGUAUUCAAUAUUGAGGAAACAACCAAGUAAUUAUGAAGUUUAUAUACCACGCUUUCUUGCUGAGGGGAGCUCUAAGCGGAGAAGUCGUUUCAACCUAGAAAGACUAAUACCAUCUCCUGGUUGGGUCAAAAGGGCAUGGAAGCUAUCUGAAGAGGACCUCUUGUCAACCUCUGGCUUAGAUGCUGUUGUCUUUAUGCGUCUUAUUACCUUUAGUUUGAGAGUAUUUUUGUUUGCUGGGGUUAUUGGGAUAUUUGUUCUUCUUCCAGUUAAUUGCACAGGAGAUCAACUUAACGAUAUUGAUUUUGCUGAUUUGUCAAAUAAUUCUUUGGAUGUGUUUACCAUUUCAAAUCUAAACAGUGGCUCAAAAAGGUUGUGGGCUCACUUUUGUGCUGUGUAUCUUGUCACUGCAUUUGUUUGCUAUCUACUCUAUUAUGAAUAUAAAUAUAUAACUGCAAAAAGGAUUGAUUUUUUUCACUCAACCAAACCUCAGCCACAUCAAUUCACCAUUUUAGUACGCGGUAUACCUGUUUCUGCUGGGAGCAGUGUUAGUGAGAGUGUUGAAAGCUUUUUCUUGGAGUAUCAUCCUUCUACAUACCUUUCUCAUAUGGUUGUUCAUCGAACAAGUAAACUUCAAAGUCUCAUUAAGGAUGCAAAAAGAUUGUAUAAAAGGCUUACCCACUUACAGUCAGAUCCCAAUCAGCAGAAGUAUAGGCAUGUUGGGUUGUUUGGACAAGUUGAUCUGGUGGAUCAUUAUGAAAAGAAAUUAGAAGACAUAGAGGAGAAUCUGAGAUUAGAGCGAUCUGAAGUUUCAUUGGCAGCAGAAGAAGUUCGAGCAGCUUUUGUCUCUUUCAAGUCUCGGUAUGGUGCUGCAAUUGCUUUCCACAUGCAACAAUCAACUAAUCCAACACAGUGGGUUGCAGAGCAAGCUCCUGAGCCACAUGAUGUCUACUGGCCUUUCUUUUCAUCAUCAUUCAUGAGACGAUGGCUUUCUAAGAUUGUUGUUAUUGUUGCAUGUAUUUUCCUGACAAUUCUAUUCCUUAUUCCUGUUCUGGUUGUGCAAGGUCUUACUAACCUAAAUCAGUUGGAAAUUUGGUUUCCAUUCUUGAAAAGCAUUCUAACCAUAACAUUUGUCAGUCAGGUAAUUACAGGGUACCUUCCCAGCCUUAUUCUUCAGUUGUUUCUCAAGAUUGUGCCUCCAAUAAUGGAGUUCCUUUCCUCCAUACAAGGAUAUAUAUGCCACAGUGAUAUUGAGAAGAGUGCGUGUAACAAAGUGCUCUGGUUCACAAUAUGGAACAUAUUUUUUGCAACUGUAUUUUCAGGAUCAGUUUUAUAUCAGAUUAAUAUCAUCCUUGAUCCAAAGAAUAUUCCUGCAAGGCUCGCUGUUGCUGUUCCUGCACAGGCAUCUUUUUUCAUCGCUUAUGUCGUAACAUCUGGAUGGACAAGUACGUCAUCAGAACUUUUUCGCAUAAUCCCCCUUAUUUGCAGUCUAAUAAGAAGACCUUUCAGUUGUUGCUUGGAUGAAGAAUUUGAAGUUCCAUCUAUUCCUUACCAUAGAGACAUUCCAAGAAUUCUUUUCUUUGGACUUCUUGGAAUUACAUAUUUCUUCCUUGCACCAUUAAUUUUGCCCUUCCUCUUGGUAUACUUCUGUCUUGCUUAUAUCAUCUACCGCAACCAGUUCAUAAAUGUAUAUGCACCCAAGUAUGAGACUGCAGGGAAGUUUUGGCCUAUUGUGCACAAUUCAAUGAUAUUUUCUCUCGUACUUAUGCAAGCCAUUGCAGUGGGAAUCUUUACGCUGAAGAAACUCUCUCUAGCAUCAACUUUAGUUUUUCCUCUUCCUGUCAUUACACUUCUCUUCAAUGAGUACUGCAGGAAACGUUUCUUGCCAAAUUUUAUCGCCUACCCUGCUGCGGUUUUGAUAAAGAGAGACAGGGAAGACAGACAUGAUCCUAAAAUGGCAGAAUUCUAUGAUAAUUUAGUGACUGCCUAUCAGGACCCAGCCUUGUUACCAAUUCAGUUUUCUACAAAUAGUGACAGUCUUAACAGCCCUCUUAUAUCAGCUUCUGAAGUUCGACAUUAAGGUAUGAUUGUUUUUAUUAUUUAUUGACCUAACUAGUAACACUAUGAUUUACCGCCUUUUCAUAUAGAUUUUGCUUCUUGUGGCAUCAAUAAUCACAGGUAUCUGAGGAAAAGUGCACUUAAUGUGCAUAGGAUCUAUGCCUGUUUGCGUCCUCAUAGAUAUACAUGAUUAUUUGUGUAGUGGCAUGUAGAUGAACCAUAAGCUAUAGCAAAACCCACUAAGCUUGUCUCGGCAAAACAAAUCUGACCUGACAUUCCCCCAAAUUUUCUUGUUAACAAAACCUGCUUAUGCCAUUAAUCGUAAAACCAUAUUCCAGGUUGCUAGCUUAUUUUUGGAUGCUUAGAUGAUAUCCACUCGUUCUCUGUAUCCUCGUUGUUACUAGUUUAUUGCAUUCAGAUCAAGAUGGAAAGCAAAGUCAUGUGGCCAAUAGCUGAAGGUCCAUCUCCAGCACAGGCUAAAACUUUUAGUGUCGUGUUAUACUUGAACUUCUGCUGCUCAUGCAUCUUUCAUCACCAUUGUAUCAUCACAAAGAAAAGAUUGAUAGGAACUUACCCUUGCUGCACAGUUUUGAUUACUUGCUAUCUCCGAAAUGGUUGAAUUACAAUAUAAACGAGAUUAUAGCCAUGGUUUGAAACUGACAUUUGUAUAAGAGAAGGAAAACAUUUUAACACUCAUUCAAAUUAUAAAGCAUGGAUAGAUUUUUUUUCUUAUUGUUAAGGUAAAACUAGAAUCUUGGGUGGGUGAGUUAACUCAGUUAAAGAAUGUUGAACUUUCUAGUCAAUUAGGUGGGUUUGGAAUAGUGAAGUCAAACAUCUCAUAUCUUAUUUGUUAGUAUUUAUUUAUUUUGUUUUGCAAAAUUUUUUAGUAAAAGCGAUCACGCGGUUUUAACGAUUUGAUUUCUUGACAAUAUCAAAUAAAAAGAACUCAAGGUUGUGAGCUGGGGCUCUCAUCCCAUUUGCCAUAUUUAUUUACUCCAAUAAUUUUAAUUUAUUGCAACAAAGCGAAAUUAUGCCAAUAUUUAACUGGAAUUGUCCUCGUAAGUAUUAAUCAUGGAUGGUAAUUUCAAAGAAACAAAAGAACAGCACAAAAAACGCAACCCAGGAAUAUUACUAUAGUAUAUUUCAAAGCAUUGAGGGCAUCUACUUUCGUCUCCUCUUUUGGAAAUUUGCCCGCCAUUUUUUGAUCCAUUCUCCGGUUUCUAUUUUCCCAACUCCAAAGUUUUAAGAGCCUCAGCACUUUUUGAAACACAUUUUUUCAUUCUUAAGAAACGAUUAGGUUUCUCUUUUCUAAUUAACACUUGUUUUUCAUACUUCAAAAUUCAAAUACAAAAAUUAUGCAUCAAUCAUUGAAUUAAAUGUU